This is a messenger RNA of Populus euphratica (Euphrates poplar), 559 nucleotides long. RefSeq lists its product as uncharacterized. Lineage: Eukaryota; Viridiplantae; Streptophyta; Magnoliopsida; Malpighiales; Salicaceae. The transcript is spliced from 3 exons. The record is from RefSeq and is a predicted model, not a curated record. The annotation marks the transcript as partial.
AAUUGGCCCACAAUCAAAACACCUGCUGGCAUUUUCCCGUGCAGCUUAGGAAAAUGUAACCGCGUGAGUCUAAAUUGCGCCUCGUUAGCCGCAGAACCACUCGCCCUCGUAUCCAUCACCAGCACAGACAAAACCUCUAUUUUAUCCUCUUCUAGCUUGCAAUCCUUGAAUUUUCAGUAUUUUCAUGGCAACAGUAGGCCUAAGUUCAAUCUCUUUCAGAUCCAGAAACCCUAGAAAUCCCCUCACUUCCAAACAACUCUUUCCAACUGAAUAUCCAAAAUGCACGCUUCGUGCUUCGGCUGAUUCCGCCCCGAAAGCGAAAUUCAUUGCCAGACGUAGAGAGUCCGUUUCGGUCCGGCAACUCGGCCGCCCUCUAGUGGAGUAUAUGAGUUUGCCAGCGAGUCAGUACUCAGUGCUGGAUGCGGAAAGGAUAGAGAGGGUAGACGAUAACACGUUUAGGUGUUACGUGUAUAGGUUCAAGUUUUUUGCGUUUGAGGUUUGUCCUGUUUUGCUUGUUAGAGUUGAAGAGCAGCCUACUGGUUGUUGCAUUAAGCUUUUG